UUAAGUAAUUAGCGCAAGUGUGCGAGUGUAUAUCCUAGUUGCAUUUACAAUACUGGCAUUCUUAUACGUGUGUUGUGGAUUUUCUUCCCUUUCUCCAAAUAAAUGGUACACUCCUUAGACCCAACUAAAUCAGUUUCACAGCAUCUCUGUUCUUAGCAGGCAUUUGGGUUUCCUUAGGGAAAAAAAUGGGAUAUCCGUGCUAGCUAGCCAUAGAGACCUGGUUGCCACGCCGACGUUAUUUUAUGUAUAAACCUUGCAGGGACAACAAUAUAGCUUUCAAGUACUCUUGCAGUAAUUGUUCGUGCAAAAAGAAUGGAUGCAGUAAGCAGCAACAGGACCAUGUCUUACAGCAGAUGGAGUUAUGACAGCGUUCUUGACGAUGAGGGCAGUAAUCUUCGACAGCAGAAGCUUGACAGACAGCGUGCGCUGCUAGAGCAAAAGCAGAAGAAGAAGCGGCAGGAGCCCAUGAUGGUUCAGUCCAAUGUGGAUAGCCGCUCACGAACACGCAGAAUGAAGCAGUCCGAGGAGCAAGCCCCUCUUGUCGAAUCUUAUCUCACCAGCAACAGCAGCACCAUCUAUCAUGUACAGGAGGCCGAACAGGAGGAUGUAAAGGUGGUAACUGAUGCGCAGGCCACAAAGUCAACUAAAAAAGCAAAGGCAGCCGCCACGGCCUCCCAAACUAGCAGCGCCAAAAAGGAGAAAAAGGGAAAACACAAAGGACUCGAUGGCCCAGCUGCCUUUCAGGAUGAGGUCCAGGGCUUGGGAAGUCCGAUCCAGAUUCUCACCGUGGGACAAUCCACCACAGACGAUGGGGAUGGAGACAUGGCGGCCAGUGGCCAACAGCAGGGCAAGCAUGACCUUCGAGUCACAAUGCAGAAAAAGGGGAUUUCCAGCAGUAUGAACUUUGAUGAGGAAGAAGAAGAGGAGGAGGAUGAAGUUAGCUCCAGCUCCUCCCAGCUAAACAGCAACACCAGGCCAGGAUCCGCAGCCAGCAAAAAAUCUAACAAGGAAGCGGCCUCUGCGUCCACGCCUCCUGCGAGCGAGCCAGGGGUGGAGGUGGAAGUGGAUGACCUGGAAGAGUUUGCUGUCAGGCCGGCUACCCAGGGAGUUACCAUCAAGUGCAGAAUCACCAGAGACAAGAAGGGGAUGGACCGUGGGAUGUACCCUACUUACUACCUCCAUCUAGAAAGGGAGGAUGGCAAGAAGGUGUUCCUAUUGGCUGGAAGGAAAAGGAAGAAGAGCAAAACCUCUAAUUACCUUAUCUCCAUAGACCCCACUGAUCUGUCUCGUGGUGGAGAGAGCUUCAUCGGGAAGUUGAGAUCAAACUUAAUGGGGACCAAGUUUACUGUGUAUGACAAUGGGGUGAACCCACUGAAGACCACCUGUAGCUUGGAGACAAGCAAGCUGCGUCAGGAAUUAGCAGCUAUCUGCUAUGAAACAAACGUCUUAGGUUUCAAAGGGCCCCGUAAAAUGAGUGUCAUUAUACCUGGAAUGAAUACGGACCAUGAAAGAGUUUCAAUCAGACCACGAAAUGAGCAUGAAUCACUGCUGGCAAGAUGGCAGAACAAAAGCACGGAGAGCAUAAUUGAGCUGCACAAUAAAACCCCGGUGUGGAACGAUGACACCCAGUCCUAUGUCCUGAACUUCCACGGUAGAGUCACGCAGGCAUCAGUCAAGAAUUUCCAGAUCAUCCACGACAACGAUCCUGAUUACAUAGUGAUGCAGUUUGGUCGGGUGGCUGAAGAUAUUUUCACAAUGGACUACAAUUACCCCAUGUGUGCGAUUCAGGCCUUUGCUAUCGCCCUCUCUAGCUUUGAUAGCAAACUGGCCUGUGAGUAAGAGCAUGAACACCCCACCCCAUCCCACCCCACCCCCAUUCCCGCAGAAUAAACCACGCUUUACAUGGAGGCAGCCCACAUUUCACACUGCCUGAGAUUCAUUACCCCUCCCUGUGAAACACUAUAGCUUCAGAGGGUCAGAAGUGAUGAACUGGAGUGUAGAAAUGUAUUCAAAACAGGGAUCUGAUGUCAGAAUGACAAAACUUGGUUCAGGUGGAUGUCUACUACAGUAUCAAAGAAACCCAUUGAUGGACGAUGUAAAGCACAAACAGCAACUCACUGAUUCUGCAGAAUUAUUAUCUUGCACAUCAUGCUGGAUCAUUACCGUGCUUCUAUCACAAACAUCUUGUUGAUUUAUUGCCUAAAGAAGACCAGUCAAUUAUGAACCUCUGAUUGUUUUCCAGUAGAGCGCUAAUGUGUUUUUUUUUUUUAUUUAUUAGAAAUUCAUCCACUGAGAUGCAAGCAACUCAUUGUCAGUGACAGCAGCUGAAAAGAAAAACAAUCAGUCAGAUGGCAUGUAUGUAAGAGCUGAUACAGUAAUACCUACAGUAGUUAAUACAGUAUGUUGACUGUUGUGAAUAUAGGAUACUCAUUUGCAGGUUUAGCAGUAAACAUGUAGUAAAUGACUUUCACAAUUAAUGAGAAAACUAGUGAUGACAUUUCUAUUUCAGUGAUCUCUCAAAGGCAUAGGUAGCAUUCGCUCACAAUUUAUUUUUGAAACAUGGUUAGAACCUGUCAUUAGAUUUGUCAGUUGUUUUUUUAUUUCAGUGCAGGAAACAACACGUAGAGCAAGAUGAGAUUUACUGUAGAACUGGAUCAAGAAAAAUAAACAUUGACAAAUUCCAAGGAUUUGCAAUGGUAAUUGAUUUUAACGUUAUUAUUAUGUUAUGAUAAAUGUCCUUGAAAAAAACUCUACUGUUGUUUUUUAAUGAGCAAUGAUAAGUUAACAUGGAAUAGUUUGUAUAUACAUUAGUUGGUGUUCCUAGUAGAAGCACUUGGAGUGCAGAGUGAGUCAUGUGAUCUGGCUUGUUGACCACAGGGGUUUAGGAGAUUAUGUGGGGAUUGCUCACCUCAUUGAGAUUCAGCCACUGGCUAGGCACCCAGCAAAGUGCAGACAAGGACUUAUGGUAACAAUGAAACAAUGAGAAGAACAAUUACAGGUACGUUACUAACACCUGGGAAAGUGUAACACUAUAUUUUUCGGAAUCCUGAUACAUAUUCUUUAAGAUCCCGUUGGCACCAAACCAAAAAGAGUUAUCUUAAAUGCAGUAAAGGCAACCUUUAACAUACUGAAUACUGACGAUGUAAAUUGUAUGUAAUUUUAAUGUUGUGUUAAAAGAUUUUUUUUAAAGCUAUAGGAUACUGUGUAUUGUACAGUAAAUAUUGAGUUGCCACAUUGUUGGUUUCAACACAGCAAGUUAAGGGCCUUAGUGACUGUGUUGUCUAUGUUUUAGCAUUGCACAAUGGAAGCUGUUUCUAAUACACAAAACUAUCUGAAGUGCAUGUCAGUUUAAAUAUGAAUUUGUCUGCAGCCUUGAAUGGGAUGCUUGUUGUUUAAUGAUUUCUUUCCUUUUUGAGAAUUAACAUUCUAAUCUGUAGUGAUAAAAAAACACAAUCAUUGUGGCAUGGCUGACAUGCAUCUGACUGUUCACUUGUCAGUUUGUUUUGUUUUUUUUUUUGCCUUUUUAAACCAUGUUUUCAAUGAAGGAUUUCAGGGUUGAUAUCGCAUUACAGGAGAUGCUGAUGCUUUUUUUACUGAGGUCAAGCCUUAGCCGUGUGAACCCUCUGCAUACCGCAAGUCUUAUUUCAGCAAUUCACAGUCUCACAGCUCUCAUACAGUUGCCUUCGAGUAAAGGAUUUACAAACAUCAAAACAAACAACAUUCACAUCAAAAGGUUCAUUUCCUAAAUGAAAUAUUAAGAACAAAUGUUGGUCCUACCUUUCUCUUAAGAAAUGCCUUGAGCAAGUUUUACGGUCUUGCACAAAAAAAAAAUGUCUUGUCCUGUGGUCAAAGCUAUUUUGUGUUUUUUUUUUUUUUUUUUUUUUUUUUUGUAUUUGGACAUCUAGGUGAUACUGCAAAACGCAAAACGCAAAACGCAAAACUGUGCUUUUCAUAGAAGUAACUUUUAAACUUUACCAAGGAAAACAAAUGGAAAAAAAUAACUGUGUUUCAUUAUGUAUGUGUAACAGUUUAGUAUUUUAUUGUAAUUCGUAUAAAAGGUGUAUGUUCUAUGUACAGUGUUUGUUUAAAUGCAGUACAUUAGUGCUGAAGAAAAUAAAAGGUCAAAUGAUAAUGUAAACUUUUGGAAUUCUGCAUUUUCUGAUGAGUACAAGUGGUACAAUUACAUUUCAUUACUGUAAUCUGUGUUGGUUUUGGCAAGGGGUUCGGAAUCUGUUUUUAUAGUAAUUACAUUUUUCCUGA
Messenger RNA from Polyodon spathula (Mississippi paddlefish), 4260 nucleotides. RefSeq names its product tubby protein-like. The transcript is spliced from 12 exons. Gene Ontology annotation, cellular component: cilium. The record is from RefSeq and is a predicted model, not a curated record. Gene Ontology annotation, biological process: protein localization to cilium. Lineage: Eukaryota; Metazoa; Chordata; Actinopteri; Acipenseriformes; Polyodontidae. Bases 313 to 1839 code for a protein of 508 amino acids.